This is a messenger RNA of Phalaenopsis equestris, 747 nucleotides long. Its product is annotated as 60S ribosomal protein L34. Gene Ontology annotation, cellular component: ribosome; cytosolic large ribosomal subunit. Gene Ontology annotation, biological process: ribosome biogenesis; translation. The record is from RefSeq and is a predicted model, not a curated record. NCBI's taxonomy places the organism in Eukaryota, Viridiplantae, Streptophyta, Magnoliopsida, Asparagales, Orchidaceae. The coding region runs from base 121 to 483 and encodes 120 amino acids. Gene Ontology annotation, molecular function: structural constituent of ribosome. The transcript is spliced from 4 exons.
GGGAAGAUUUUGUCCGUUCGAUCUAGGUCUGCCAAGAAGAAGAUCCAGUUAUAAGCUUUCGUUUCAUAUCCGGUAGCCGCCCCACGUUACAUUGAGCGACCAUCGGAGGAAGACGUCGAAAUGGUGCAGCGUUUAACCUACCGGAAGCGGCAUAGCUAUGCGACAAAAUCAAACCAGACUAGGGUUGUGAAAACUCCAGGUGGCAGGCUUAUUUACCAAUACACUAAGAAAAGGGCGAGUGGUCCAAAAUGCCCUGUCACCGGCAAGAGGAUUAUAGGUAUUCCCCGCCUAAGACCUGCUGAGUACAAAAGAUCUAGGUUGUCUAGAAAUAGGAGAACUGUCCACCGUGCAUAUGGAGGGGUUUUAUCUGGCGGUGCUGUCAGGGAAAGGAUUAUUCGUGCGUUUCUUGUUGAAGAACAGAAGAUUGUUAAAAAGGUUCUGAAGAUGCAGAAGGCCAAGGAAAAGCAAGCUGCGAAGAGUUGAUUAGUAGAAGCAAAAUGAAGAGUUUUGUAACUAAAGUUAAAUUUUGGCAUUUAUGGUUAGUGCUUGUCUGGUAUUCUUGGUGAGAUGACCGUUUUCAGUAUUGAAAUUUGUUUCCGAGAGCAGUUGUGGACAGUUAAUUAGGAAAAAUGUGGUGAAAUAUGGUGUAUUUGUUCUUUGUUGCUCCUCCCUUGUUUUGUUUUGAGUAUCAUAACUGGAUUGAUAAGUUUAUGAUUUGGAAAUAUUUGAAACAUUCUUAUUGAUGUA